Molecule: messenger RNA, 822 nt
Organism: Aspergillus wentii DTO 134E9
Lineage: Eukaryota; Fungi; Ascomycota; Eurotiomycetes; Eurotiales; Aspergillaceae
Product: syntaxin
Exons: 3
Coding region: 1-822 (273 amino acids)
Biological process (GO): vesicle fusion; exocytosis; intracellular protein transport
Cellular component (GO): plasma membrane; SNARE complex; endomembrane system
Molecular function (GO): SNARE binding; SNAP receptor activity
Source: RefSeq, a predicted model, not a curated record
AUGUCGUCAUAUGACCAGCCCCAGAACGGCGGACCGGGCCCCAUCCUGAACAAGUGCAAGGAGAUCAACGAUGGAAUUGCAGACUUGCGCAGCAAGAGAGAAGGCCAACUCGUGGCGGCACAGAAUGGUCUGUUGGAUUCGAGUACCGGCAAGGAGGACCAAGCUUCGCGUCAGACAUUGGACUACAUCGAGGAUGAGAUCAACAACGGUUUCCGCUACCUUCGUGACCUUCUGAAGAAGAUCAAGCAGACCCCCGGCUCCGGAGACGCCCGCGUUCAGACCCAGAUCGAUGUCACCAGCAGAAACCUUCGCCGUGAGAUUGAACAGUACCAGAGAGCUCAGUCGGAUUUCCAGAAGCGAUUGAGGGAGCAGGUUCGCCGACGAUAUGAGAUUGCCAACCCCGAGGCUACCCCCGAGGAGCUGGACCAAGGUGUUGAGAAUGUUCUCAUGGGCCAGGAACAGAGCUUUGUGGUUGCCGGUGGCCGAUCCAGACAGGCGAACGACGCCAAGACCGCCGCUUUGGAGCGAUCCGCAGCGAUUCGAAAGAUUGAGCAGGAUAUGAUGGAGUUGGGCCGAUUGUACCAAGAAGUCGCAGAGCUUGUUCACCAGCAAGAACCCGCCGUGGAGCAAAUCCACCAGGGUGCCGAAGAUGUCGUCCAGAACGUCACAAACGCCAACACUCAGAUCGACAGUGCUAUCUCGAGCGCACGCAAGGCAAGAAAGUGGAAGUGGUACGCUCUGCUUAUCGUUAUCCUUAUCAUUGCCAUCGUCGUCGGUGUUGCUGUGGGUGUGACACAAGCCAACAAGAGCACCAGCAAAUAA